ACCAUCUGUAAAAACACCUUUAAUUAUAUUCUUCUUUUCCUAUUCGCAUCAUUUUGCGUGCUUUCUUCCUUCCCAUUAACUGAGUCCAUAAGAGCCUCCGACUCGCUAUCAUCUUUGCAACCGAGUGAACUCAGUUAGGAAAAGAAGAAUUUUCGAAGGCAUCAUCGUCUUCAUGAGUGCUGAAUCCGAGCUCGUGUUCAUCCCAUGUCCGGGCCUCGGCCACUUGGUGUCGAUGGUGGAGAUGGCCAAGCUCCUCGUCGACCUCGACGAUCGGCUCUCCAUCACCGUCCUCAUCCUGAAGUUCCCCUUCGACUCCGAGAUUGAUUCCCGGAUCGAAUCACUCACCGCCUCCGUCGCUGCCCGCAUCCGCUUUGUCCUCGUCCCCAGGCGAAGCCACUCCCCGAGGACGUCUCGCCGUGCCUUCAUCCAUCACUUCAUGGAGAACCACAAAGCCGACGUCCGAGAAGCCGUCGCUGAGCUCUCUGCCCGUGGCUCGCCACGGCUCACCGGGCUUGUUGUUGACAUGUUCUGCACCACGAUGAUCGACGUGGCCAUCGAGUUCGGCGUCCCUUCCUACAUAUUCUUCACGUCGGGCGCGGCGUUCCUGGGAGUCAUGCUGCACCUCCAGUCUCUCCGAGACGAGCAACACAUGGACCCGACCAAGCUAGAGGGCUCCGACGCCAAGCUGGACUUCCCGUGCUUCGUUAACCCACUGCCUGCCGCCAGGUUCUUGCCCUCGGAUGUGUUUAUAGAAGAAGACUGCCGGAUACUAUUGGACAUCGUCCUAAGGUAUAGGGAAACCAAGGGAAUUUUGGUAAAUACAUUCGCUGAGCUGGAACCACGCGCGGUGAAGGCCCUGGCCAGCCUUGGAGAACCUGCGGUGUACUCCGUGGGACCCAUAUUGAACAUCAAGGCUGAGAGCGAAAAGGGUUUCGAGAUCCUGGACUGGCUCGACCAGCAGCCAGAUGCGUCAGUGGUGUUCCUGUGCUUCGGGAGCAAGGGGAGCUUCGACGAGCACCAGGCAAAAGAGAUUGCCCACGCAUUGGAGCGGAGCGGGUACCGCUUCCUGUGGUCCCUACGACAGCCACCGGCCAAGGACAAGCUGGAGGCCCCCCGUGACUACGCAGAUCCCGCAGAGGUCCUGCCCGAGGGGUUCCUUGAUAGGACCGCCAGGGUCGGGAAAGUGAUCGGGUGGGCCCCGCAGGUCACGUUCCUGGCCCACCCGGCCAUCGGAGGGUUUGUGUCGCACUGUGGGUGGAACUCCAUUUUAGAAAGCAUAUGGUUCGGCGUGCCGAUCGCUGUGUGGCCCCAGCAUGCAGAGCAACAAUUCAACGCGUUCCAAUUGGUGGUGGAGCUCGGCCUUGGAGCAGAGAUCAAGAUGGAUCAUCGGAGAGAUCUCGUCAAAGGUAGUGAUGGCGUUGUGACUGCGGACGAAAUAGAGGGAGGGAUAAGGAAGUUAAUGGAGGGUGAGGAGGCUGGGGAGAGGAGGAAGAAGGUGAAGGAGGUGAGCGAGAAGAGUAGGGAGGCUUUGAUGGAGGGCGGCUCUUCUUACUUGUCUCUGGCUUGCUUCAUUGAGGAUGUGUGUAGUUGAUGAGCCUUUAUUAGCUAGAGAGGGUUGGCUGUGUUAGAAUAUUUAAAUAAUA
Messenger RNA from Eucalyptus grandis, 1643 nucleotides. Its product is annotated as anthocyanidin 3-O-glucosyltransferase 2. Gene Ontology annotation, molecular function: UDP-glycosyltransferase activity. The record is from RefSeq and is a predicted model, not a curated record. The coding region runs from base 173 to 1591 and encodes 472 amino acids. Lineage: Eukaryota; Viridiplantae; Streptophyta; Magnoliopsida; Myrtales; Myrtaceae. The transcript has a single exon.